Porites lobata is the source of this 642-nucleotide messenger RNA. The record is from the annotation of a GenBank genome assembly. NCBI's taxonomy places the organism in Eukaryota, Metazoa, Cnidaria, Anthozoa, Scleractinia, Poritidae.
UCUAAGUAUGAAAUUCCAGAAGACGUAAACGAAAAUGUUUUGAGGACUCUGAGAAAGGACACAGAGAUGCAAACAUUCAAAGCAAACAUUUCGGAACAGGACGAGCGAAGCGACUGUAUUACAAUUCUGUGCGUGGGGACUAUUGCUGGAAAAGACAGUGUGUUUAUCAAAGACAGUUUUAUCCGCACACCUCCAAAAGGCUCUUCUCUACCGCCUGUAUGUGUGGAUAUCCAUUUGAAAAAAAUUAAAUCAACACAGAACGAUCAGAAUGCGUUAUCUGUCUUGGAUGAAGAUGAUCCCGAUCCCGAGGGAUUCGCGGAAUUCACUUUCAAAUGUUUUCACGGGGCCCUUGUUUUUUGGAUUCCGGAACAUCCUUCUUCAUUGAGAGAAGCAUUAAAAUGGAAAGAAACAGUUGUCCAGUUUGCACAUUUGCAAAUCCUAUGCGUUCUCGUGGCUUUUAAUCCAACCAUUUUAGAACGGAUGGGAGAAGGAAAAAUCAUUGAAAGCCAGGUAGCUCUGGAACAUUUCUGUCGCGAUCAUGCAGGCUUCGAUUCGUGGUUUGAGAUGAAAUCUCGCGGUUGGAAUGGUGAAGUUUUCGAGCAAGCACUCUCCUUUCUGAUCAAUCAAAUCAAAAGUAACUGA